UCGCUCGCGCCAGCUCCCCUUAGGCCCCGCAGCGCAUGUGCCCGGCGCGCCCUGCCCGGCCCUGGAUUCCGCUCCCUCGCAGUUCCCGCUGCCGCCGCAGCCGCCCCUAGAGCCCGCGCCGGCCCCGCCGCCCAUGGCCGGGACCCGCUGGGUGCUCGGGGCCCUGCUCCGAGGCUGCGGCUGCAACUGCAGCAGCUGCCGGCGCACGGGCGCCGCCUGCCUGCCGCUCUACACGGCCGCCGGAGCCUUCCCCGCGGGAGUGUCGGGCCGCCGCCGCCUGCUGCUGCUGCUCGGGGCGGCCGCCGCCGCCGCCGCCCAGACGCGGAGCCUGCAGGCGGGCCGUUUGGUGGGGCCGCCCCCGCCUGCCCCGGCCGGGUCUGUGGCCGCGGCCGCCGCCUCCUUCCAGGCCCUGCGCGGGCCCCUGCUGACCUCAGCCGUCCCCGCCGCCGCGCCUCCGCCAGGCCGCGGCUACAGCCAGGAUUCUAAUACCUAUCUGGAAGACCUCCAACCACUCCCUGAGUAUGACCUGGCUUCACCCAAGUUAGCAGAGGAGGAGGAUGAUAUCUAUCUUAUUCGAGCCCAGGGUCUGCCAUGGUCCUGCACUGUGGAAGAUGUGCUUAAAUUUUUCUCUGACUGUAGAAUCCGAAAUGGUGAGCACGGGAUCCAUUUUCUCUUAAACAGAGAUGGGAAACGCAGGGGCGAUGCACUAGUUGAACUGGAGUCGGAGCAGGAUGUAAAGAAGGCCUUAGAAAAGCACCACCUGUACAUGGGCCAGCGCUACGUAGAAGUUUAUGAAAUCAACAAUGAAGACGUGGACGCCUUAAUGAAGAGUCUGCAGGCCAAGUCGAGCCCUGUGGUAAACGAUGGAGUGGUUCGCUUGAGAGGCCUUCCUUACAGCUGCAACGAGAAGGACAUUGUGGAAUUCUUUGCAGGUCUCAGUAUAGUUGACAUAACAUUUGUCAUGGACCACCGAGGGAGAAGGAAAACUGGGGAAGCCUACGUGCAGUUUGAAGAACCAGAAAUGGCCAGCCAAGCUCUGCUGAAACACAAGGAAGAGAUUGGGAGCCGGUACAUAGAAAUCUUCCCGAGCAGAAGGAAUGAAGUCCGAACGCACGUUGGGUCUCACAAAGGAAAGAAAGCAGCGCCUUCUACAGCCAAGUUUGGGACUGAAUCAGAAUUGAACUUUGAGGAGCCUGACGGGAGUGAGGAGCUUCGACCAAUCACAGCAUUUGAAAAUGAAAAGGAAAUGGAAUUAUCUAAGGAGGCACCUGAGAAGACUCCAGAGGCUGCUGAUUUUGGAACCACGCCUUCAUUGCAUUUUGUUCACAUGCGAGGACUGCCUUUCCAAGCUAAUGCCCAAGACAUUAUAAAUUUUUUUGCUCCACUGAAGCCUGUUCGGAUCACCAUGGAAUACAGCUCCAGUGGGAAGGCCACAGGCGAAGCUGAUGUGCACUUCGAGACCCACGAGGACGCUGUGGCGGCGAUGGGCAAGGAUCGGUCCCACGUGCAGCAUAGGUAUAUUGAGCUGUUCCUGAAUUCUUGUCCAAAAGGAAAAUAGAAUUGCCAGGAACAUCACUGAAUCCACAUGACAAGGAUGAAGCAAGAAGCAUUUCAUUUGCACACCUAUCUUGGACAUGGAAUCCAGAGUUUUAUCAGCAGCUUUGUCUAGGAAAACUUUUUUUUUGUGGGGGUGGGGUAGGGUUUAAUAGCUUUGAAGAAAAAUUCCAUAGCUGACUGUUUAGAAAAGAGAAGAUUCAGUUUGGGAUUAUGAAAUAAACCACACAUUUAAAUUUUUGUUUA
Trichosurus vulpecula (common brushtail) is the source of this 1800-nucleotide messenger RNA. RefSeq names its product G-rich RNA sequence binding factor 1 (gene GRSF1). The record is from RefSeq and is a predicted model, not a curated record. Bases 134 to 1558 code for a protein of 474 amino acids. Gene Ontology annotation, cellular component: nucleoplasm; ribonucleoprotein complex. The transcript has 10 exons. Gene Ontology annotation, molecular function: RNA binding. NCBI's taxonomy places the organism in Eukaryota, Metazoa, Chordata, Mammalia, Diprotodontia, Phalangeridae. Gene Ontology annotation, biological process: regulation of RNA splicing.